AUGCUUCGGCUGGUGCUACGGCUUUUCUUCCUUCUCGCAUUUCUGAGUAUUCAAGUUAAAUGCGUUGGCUUUGCUGAAGAAUUAUAUUGUGGUCUUGAAAAUUGUUAUGAUGUAUUGAAUGUUAAUCGCGAUGAGUUCGACAAAGCCACUUUAUCGAAGUUGUACAGAACAGCUGCGAAAAAGCACCAUCCUGAUCGUGUUAGAACGACGGAUCCGAAAUUGAAAGAAGAGGCAGAAGCGAAAUUUCGUUUGAUUGCCACCGCCUAUGAAACUUUAAAAGAUGAUGAAGUUCGAGAAGAAUAUAAUUAUUAUUUGGAUCAUCCCGAAGAACGCUUCUAUAACUACUAUCAAUACUACAGGAGACGCGUGGCUCCAAAAGUUGAUGUUCGUUUGGUGAUUCUCGGCACAAUUGUUGCUAUUUCGAUUUUUCAGUACUGGUCAGCAAAAAGUAAAUAUGCCGAAGCGCUAGGUUAUGCACUAACUGUGGGAAAAUUCCGAAAUCAAGCUAUCGCUGAAGGAAUAAAAAGAGGAGAAUUAGACCAAGAAAAGAAUGGAAAGCUCAAGAAGAUCAAAGGUCGAGAUAACGAAAUGGCGAUAAGGAAAAUAAUCGAAGAAAACAUGGAUGUCCGUGGCGGUUACAAACGUGAAUCGAUUUACGACACUCUUAUUUGGCACAUUGUUAAACUUCCACUCACAACCUACCACUACAGUAUCUGGUAUGCGAAAUGGUGUUUCAAAUAUUGGCUACGAUUGGAAGAAUAUGAUACGGAAGCCAAAUUAUACUUGAUCCGCAAAAAUAUGGGAAUGGGUGAAGGACAGUUUGCCUGUUUGACUGAUGUGGAACAUGAAGAAAUGCUCGAGAAUGAAUUGUGGAAAAAAGAAAAGUUCAACGUUUGGAAAAAGGAAAAAGACCAAGAAGAGCGAGAAAAAUUGGCGAAAAGCGGAAAGUACAAGCGUUAUCGUCGAUGGUUGAAGAAUAACGAGGGUAAUACGAUUUCGUUCCUGGACGAGGAGUAUGAUAUGGAUAGCUCUUUGAAGCGACUCAAUGAGGUUUCGCCACUCACGGCCGCAUCUCCGGCUUCUAGGCGACCAACCAAAAAGAUGACUGGCGACAACAAUCUGGAUGCCACUACCAUGAACGAGACGCAGUUCCAGGCCGAUGUCACCGCGGAAGCAAGCAUUGUCAGCGAACCGUCGACUCCAGUCUCUAGGCAGCCAACAAAGAAGAUGACUGGCGACACCAAUCUUGAUGCCACUGCAUUGGUGGGCGACGCAGAAGAACGACAAGUCAACGAGACGCAGGGGGCUGAUAUGGACAUUUCGCUUCAACCGAUGAACAAAACUCUCGAUCUCUUCGCCAAAGCUCCCGUCGGUCUGCCGUUUCAAUGGUCUCCAAUCCUUCUGAAAGUGAGCGAAACUGAUGGAUCCAACGCCGGCAUUGAUAGCACCGAUAGCAGUGAUACGCUUCUCGAGGACGACGAUAUUGAACAUGGAGACGCUGACGGUAGCCGCAAAAAGCAUCUCAAGUAUUCUGACUCAAUGAUUUCGUUCAUGGAAAAGGAACACGCCAUCAAUGACGAACAAGUUCACGAACUGGAGGCGACAAUUAAAGCCAGGGAAGAGGAGUUAUGCGCUAUCAAAGUUGAACUCGAGCAUACAAAGAAGAAGCUUGAGGAGGAGCGAGUGCUAAGCGAAGAUCUGCGCUCAAACAACCAUCGCUUGAAAGAAAACUUGAUGGAGCAAGAUUUGCGUCUUGACAAAUUGAAACUCGUCGAAGAUGAGACGCCGUCUCUGGUUCAAGCCAUAAAAGAAGCUAACGGGCCACUCAAUGACCUUGCAAAAGAACUUGAUGGUGCGAAACAGGAGUGCAUGUCUUUAAAUGAAGAGUUGACUAUCCGCGGCAAGGAUUUGACCAAGGCACAAGAGGAUUUGGAGCAGCUUCGCAAUGCGUAUGCAACACUGGCCGCUGAAAACACUCGUCUUCACGAGGAAGCAACUGCACACGGCAGAGUUGUUGAGGAAAGAGAGCUAGAGCUGUCUUUGCGCAACCAAGAACUUGUUGAAAGUCAACAGCAAUUUCAAGAACAGAAUGCCUUACACCUUCAAUUAAUUGCAAAUUGUGAUGAACUCAAGCAAAAAGCCGCAUCUUUUGACGCUGCCAUUGAAGCAAAGGCUGUAGAGAUCAAUCUUCGAGACAAAGAAAUGGCUGAGGCAAAGGAACAUUUGGAACAACUUCGCAAGGAAAAUACAACACUGGCCGCUGAAAAUACUCGUCUACAAGAUGAAGCAAUUGCACAUACCAGAGUUGUUGAAGAAACGGGUCUAGAGCUGUCUUUGCGCAACCAAGAACUUGUUGAAAGUCAACAACAAUUUCAAGAACUGAACACCUUACACCUUCAAUUAAUUGCAAAUUGUGAUGAACUCCAGCAAAAAGCUGCAUCUUUUGACGCUGCCAUUGAAGCAAAGGCUAUAGAGAUCAAUCUUCGAGACAAAGAAAUGGCUGAGGCAAAAGAACAUUUGGAGCAACUUCGCAAGGAAAAUACAACACUGGCCGCUGAAAAUACUCGUCUACAAGAUGAAGCAAUUGCACAUACCAGAGUUGUUGAGGAAAAAGAGUUAGAGCUGUCUUUGCGCAACCAAGAACUUGUUGAAAGUCAACAGCGACUCCAAGAACAGAAUGCCUUGCACCUUCAAUUAAUUGCAAAUUGUGAUGAACUCAAGCAAAAAGCUGCAUCUUUUGACGCUGCCAUUGAAGCAAAGGCUGUAGAGAUCAAUCUUCGAGACAAAGAAAUGGCUGAGGCAAAAGAACAUUUGGAGCAACUUCGCGAGGAAAAUACAACACUGGCCGCUGAAAAUACUCGUCUACAAGAUGAAGCAAUUGCACAUACCAGAGUUGUUGAGGAAAAAGAGUUAGAGUUGUCGUUGCGGAAUCAGGCACUUUUGGAAAGCCAACAACAGCUACAAGCCUUCAAUCUCCAAUUGGCUUCAAAAUACGAUGAAUUCAAGCAAAAAGCCGAAUCCUUUGACGCUGUUCUUGAAGCAAAGGCUAUGGAGAUUGAUUUCCGCAACAAAGAGCUAGCCGAGUCACAUGAACUUUUGGAGCAACUUCGCAGUGCAAAUGCAACGCUGCUCACUGAAAACGCUCGUCUCCACCAGGAAGCAACAACUGCACGCAGCAAAAUUGUUGAGGAAACGGACCAAGAACUAUCUCUGCGAAACCAAGAACUCGUGGAAAAUCAAAAACAGAUCCAAGCACUGACUGCCUUGAACCUUCAACUGGUUGCAAAUUGUGACGAAUUUAAACAAAAAGCUGAAGCCAUUGACGCUGCCCUUGAAGCAAAGAAUGCUGAGAUUGAACGGUUGAAUAUUUUAUGCGACGAAUUUGAUGAUCUCGAAGGCAAGUAUCGAGCAUCUAUCAGGGAGCUCCAACAACAGCUCGGUGUCAUCAAGCCUUUGAAAACUACCGAUGCUCCUGGCUUAUUAGCUGUGAUCAAAGAAGGAACUCGGGCAUUAACACCUCUGUGUGAUAGUCAAAAAGAAAACCAGAAACCAUCCUCGACGGCAUCACCGCGAAAUUUUGAAAGUCCGGAGCCAUCAAAUGUUAACGAAACAAUGCCAAUUGAAGGGUUUGGCUCAACUCCGCUCACGCCAUCAAAUAAAACUACGAUGAUUGCCAAUGAAACCAAGUUGAAGACCCCCGGUCAGUCAUGCCACGAUCAGCGUGGAGCACCUUCAACGCCUGGAAAUACAACUCGCGGAUGCACCCAGCAA
This is a messenger RNA of Mesorhabditis belari, 3771 nucleotides long. NCBI's taxonomy places the organism in Eukaryota, Metazoa, Nematoda, Chromadorea, Rhabditida, Rhabditidae. The record is from the annotation of a GenBank genome assembly.